AUGGUCCAGAGUGAUCAGUAUGUCCGGGAGAUGAUGUACUUGAUUGGCCCGUUAAAGGUAUUGUUCUUAGAUGACCUAUGUCAAGACUUUAAGAUAGUCACCAUCCUCGUCAAGAACGCCGAUCGUCCACUUUGCCGCAAAUUCGAAAAUGGCAUAGAAAAGUCCAGCAUGAUGGACCCCCACAGUGUUCUUCGGUUAACACUCCCAUCCGGAGAGAUAUUCGCUGUUGAUCUUGCCGCAGGGCGAUUCGGAUGGGUGGAGAAGAUUAUGCAUUGGAGUCGUUUCGAAAGGGAACGAAUCUGGAAAAUUAUCGAGGUAACUCGCACGAUCCCACAAGACUUCAGAGACCCGUAUAUUCCCGCGGCACAAUCCAUUCUCAUCCACAAAGAAAUACUAGCCGACCUAGUCGGCCACAUCAAUUUUCGCGUACACUUUGGUAUGGACAGAUUGUCUACCACUCUAGAUAUCAUAACAAGAGUCGGCACGGAAGAUUUCUUCGAUUGGCAGGUGGGUCUCCUUGAGGGAGCGAUAGAUCUCUGCGAAGAGAUGUUCGCGAUACGCUUGGGCAAUUACCGCGGCUAUAUGUACCUCACCCCUGAAUUCGAUUUGUGCGUCACAGCCGAACGAUCAGACUAUGAUGCCAUGCAGAGUGCCUGGAUGCCGGAGGAAGAAGUUAUACGACUCGAGGGCAAGAGUGAGGAAUCGCUAAAGGAGGUCUGGAAGGCCCGUCUUGAAGAAUCCCGUGUUAGAUUCAAGCGCGCUACGCUACAGAUCGAGGAAGUGCAUAUAUAG
Messenger RNA from Daldinia childiae, 792 nucleotides. RefSeq lists its product as uncharacterized. The record is from RefSeq and is a predicted model, not a curated record. Bases 1 to 792 code for a protein of 263 amino acids. The transcript has 2 exons. NCBI's taxonomy places the organism in Eukaryota, Fungi, Ascomycota, Sordariomycetes, Xylariales, Hypoxylaceae.